Molecule: messenger RNA, 723 nt
Organism: Aegilops tauschii subsp. strangulata
Lineage: Eukaryota; Viridiplantae; Streptophyta; Magnoliopsida; Poales; Poaceae
Source: RefSeq, a predicted model, not a curated record
AUGACACCACCCGCGCCCAUACACCAGGGUGAACAGCAAACACCGGAGGCAGCACAGAGCUAUACACAUCCACCUAACAUUGAAGCUUACGUUCUGCGAAGGCUAGAGAUGCACUUUGAAACUUUCAAAGAAGCAAAGAACUUCUACAAUGUCUAUGCAAAGCAAGCGGGCUUUGCUAUCAGGGAAGGCUCCAAGGUUAACACCAGAGUCUACCUUUAUUGCAGGUGCUAUGGAGUCUAUGAAUCGAAGGUGUUAGAAGCAAAUAGACAGCGGAACAAGACCACAGCCAGGACUAACUGCGGGGCUAAAAUGAGGCUGGGGAGGGAAAAGGAUGGAACACUUUUCGUAAAAGAGAUAGUCUGGGAACACAACCACAAGCUACAACUCUCCCCCCAAAUGCUUGUCUUCUUGCACUCCCACAAAAACAUUGACAAAACAAUCUUGGAGUACGUCAAGUACCUGCAGUUCAAAGGCAUUGAACACGCGCAAAUCAUGAGCAUACUGGGAGGCGAUGACCGCGGUAGCUACUUCCUCGAAAUGAAUGCCAAAGACUUGAUUAACAUCAAAGCAAAGAAUUCAAGGAUGGAUGAUGUGGACGAUGUCCUAAAGACUGUCAACUUCUUUAGGGAGAUGAAAGCGAUAAACAAGGAAUUCUUCUGUGACAUACAACUUGAUGAGUCCGACAGAGUGAAGAACAUAUUAUGUGUCACAGCCCUAGAAUAA